Molecule: messenger RNA, 1584 nt
Organism: Ostrea edulis (European flat oyster)
Lineage: Eukaryota; Metazoa; Mollusca; Bivalvia; Ostreida; Ostreidae
Exons: 4
Coding region: 758-1294 (178 amino acids)
Source: RefSeq, a predicted model, not a curated record
UUCAAACUUAUAGAAAUUGUUUCAUUGUUUCAAAGUUGUUCAAUGUGAAAGAAUAUAUCUGCCAAAAUACUUUCAGACCAAGUGUGAUAAUAGACAUCAAAGUAUAUGAUUUAUCCACGCUACCGAAAGUUAGAUAAGAGAGAUCUGCAAAAUAUUGUACACUACCUGAAGUUAGAUAAGAGAGAUUUAGUGAACACUGUCAUAAUGUCUUCGGAGUAUUCUUUACACGCUUUGUUUCUGUUUAGCAUAAUUUUCGUGACCAAACAACUGUAUAAUGGUAAUACUCUGAUGCAGUUAUACAUUUGUAUCUGGAACAAAACCUUAGUAAUUAUAUAAAUGGUUUUAUUUUAUUCAAUAAUUCCAAAAAUGAUAAAAUAUCAGCUGUGCGGAUAUUAAGGUUUCGACGAUCGCCAUUUUUAGUGCGUAACAAAAGUGGAGAAAAUGCAAAAAUGCAAAGGACCGUCCAGCCCGUGAUUCGAACUGGGAUCACUGAAUCCCCAGUUAAGUGCUGUACCAACUAAGAUAUCUGGCCACUGGACCGCCAUAAGUGAAUUAAGUGCACUAUUUUGUCAUGUUAUUUAUUCAUCAUCUAAAUAGCUGAAUGUAAAAAGGAGUCCUAAAUAUUACUCUAAGGCGCAUAAACUUUUUAUCCUGUGCUUAUAAAUGCCAUGGAUUUGGAUCGUAGAUACUACGUGAAGUUUCAUUCAUUACUGGGAAUUUCCGGAACUGACCGUAAUAGAUUGAAGGGUAAACGUGCAUGCGCAGUAAAAAAGAAAAACACAUAAUCAUACUAUAUAGGAUGAAGCUUUACAUAUUUGUUUUUGUCAUCGGAAGUACCUGUUUUAAAGUGACUGGCUAUCCCAUACUACGCAAUCACUCCACAUCAACACCUCCCGUGGAUAAGUACCAGAUUGAAACACCUCCCGUGGAUGAGUACCAGGUUGCAACACCUCCCGAGUAUGAGUACCAGAUUGCAACUUCUCCCGUGGAUGAGUACCAGAGUACUACACAGAAGUCAGAGAAUGGCUUAAAUUUUUUGGGGACUCCUUACUCGGCAACAACACAACCAUCCAUUAAAACGACGGAUCCACAAUUUCAUCAGACUACACCAGGAAACCCUACAAGCACCACAGCACCACCACAGACCAUGCCAGAAACACCUGCAAACAAGCCACCCAAUGAAAUGUCCGUUAUGUCAGACAUGAAGAUUCCAACAGAUACAAAAAUUGCGAUGACUAUGGCUAUAGUGAUUGUUUUUGUUUUAGUGUUCAUCGUGCGUUUGUCUAAACUAUAAAGAUAUAUUUCAAAGGGCAAAUUAAUUUUUCAAAAAUUUGAAUGAGGUCAUUUUGUUUUCCCACUUGAUUUUUUUUUACUUGUUUAUGAACAUUUCAAAUUUUUGUCAUCUUUAACAUGAGAACAUUGAUUGUAACACUAUUACUUUUUAUGUCGCACUUAGAAAGAUUAAAAGGUCUAAAGCACAUGUUGAUAGUGGUACGAGGUAUAUUAAAUGAAUACUUAAUUGAAUGUGAAGAAUUUCUUUCAUCAUUAUUUGUAAAUAUGUUCAAUAAAAUGUUAGAAACUGUU